AGCUUCUGCUGUCUUGUUUGCCGUCUGGGGUGGUGUUCGGUCAGCGCAAGAACUUGGACGGCCUGAAAGAACGGCCGUAACCGCACAACCGGAACUACUGAACGUGGCGUGACUGAAUCACGUUUUAGCAACGGAUAGCCGGCGAUCGAUCGAUCUCUCACCAUUCGUGUUGUGUAUUUUGUGAGUUUCAAUCCAAGAAUGGCGCAUAACCGUGUGCUGGUUCUCGGUGUCCUAGUGGCCGCCGUUUUGCUGCCACUGCUGUUGUUGGCCCUUGCCGUACCGAGCGAGGCCAUUGCCGUGGCCGGACUCCAGCGAUUCAGACGGCAAAGCCCGUGGCUUCAUCGAACACCGACCACCUUCAAGAAAUUCGCACGGGUACAGCAUCCGGGAGCCGGAAGCCAACAGCAGCAGCAAGCGAUCGCCACCAACACUGUGUUACCGUAUGAGUCGUCGAAAGCGCCAACCACCAGCAAACCGACGGAAGGAACGGAAGCAUCACGACCGGCCACCAGGUCCCGAGCAUUCUACAGCUGCAUGUCCGGCUGUCUGACCCUGUCACAGUACAAUCCGGUGUGCGGCACCGACCAUACCACCUACCACAACGAGUACAAACUGGAGUGCGCCAACCGAUGUGGCGCUAGUCCCCGAGUAUCAAUCAGGAAAUCGGGUAUCUGUUAGACAAAAAGCCAACAUUUUGCCAGCAGCAGCAGCAGCAGCGACUAUGGAAAAGCCGCGCCCGUGGCUACGCUUCACGCUGGGAAAAUCAAUGACGCGAUGCGGCCCACAUCACCCACCCUCUUCUCCCUCUCCCCACUUUUUGGGGUCUUUACAAAAUGUGCGGGU
Messenger RNA from Anopheles aquasalis, 843 nucleotides. RefSeq lists its product as uncharacterized. Gene Ontology annotation, molecular function: protein binding; serine-type endopeptidase inhibitor activity. The record is from RefSeq and is a predicted model, not a curated record. Lineage: Eukaryota; Metazoa; Arthropoda; Insecta; Diptera; Culicidae.